GCCCAACUUAGAGAAACUUGACACAGUUGGAAUGGUUCCAAUAACCUACCUUGCAAAAGGCUUCGUGUUCACAGAAUUUCUUUUGUGAAAACCACAAGCAAAGUGUCAGAGUUUUCCAUUCAGAUCAACAACUUCAAAUUCUUAGCAUGGAAAAUUCAGAGAAGAUCGAAGUGGUUCUCCUUGCUUGUGGUUCCUUUAAUCCUAUCACCAACAUGCAUCUCCGGCUAUUUGAGCUGGCUAAGGACUACAUGAAUGAAACAGGAAAAUAUAGAGUUAUCAAAGGCAUAAUCUCUCCUGUUGGCGAUGCAUAUAAGAAGAAAGGACUCAUCUCUGCCCGCCACCGAGUUAUCAUGGCAGAACUCGCCACCAAGAAUUCAGAAUGGGUGGAAGUUGACACCUGGGAAAGUCUUCAGAAGGAAUGGGUAGAGACCGUUAAGGUGCUAAGACACCAUCAGGAGAAACUGGAGGCUGGGAGCUGUGACCACCAGCAGGACUCACCUACACCAGGAAGGCCCGGACAGAAAAGGAAGUGGGUGGAACAAAGACAAGAUUUUAGUCAAAAGAAAUUGCUAGAGCCAAAACCAAAAGUUGUGCCAGAGGUAAAGCUGCUGUGUGGGGCAGAUUUAUUGGAGUCCUUUGCUGUUCCCAAUCUGUGGAAGAGUGAGGAUAUCACCCAAAUUGUGGGAGACUAUGGGCUCAUAUGUAUUACUCGGGCUGGAAAUGAUGCUCAGAAAUUCAUCUAUGAAUCUGAUGCACUGUGGAAACACCGGAACAACAUUCACCUGGUAAAUGAAUGGAUCACCAAUGACAUCUCAUCCACAAAGAUCCGGCGAGCCCUCAGAAGGGGCCAGAGCAUUCGCUACUUGGUACCAGACCUUGUCCAAGAAUAUAUCGAAAAGCAUGAUUUGUAUAGCUAUGAGAGUGAGGAGAAAAAUGUCGGGGUCAUCCUGGCUCCUUUGCAGAGGAAAGUUGCGGACGCUAACUCAUAAAUCCUACAGAAUGAUAUUUUGGAUUUCCAGUUUGGGAAUUUGAAACAGUCUGGGUGUUAGUAACUGGGAAGAGAAAUUGUGAUCCUGUUUCAUAAACUAAAGCUUCUUAAAAGUUUGGUAAAAAUCAGAAGUAGAUUAAAAUCACGUUUAUCAUUUUAUUGGAAAUUGCUAAGAUGAAUGUUUUCAAUAUGGUCUUUUUUCUUUUUUUUCUUUUUUAAAGAAUGUACAAAUCCUUGAAUCUUUAAAAUGGGAUUAACGGCACUAAAAUCAGAAGACAUUCAGUUUAACUACAAAUAAGAAGUCAAAAAGGACAUUUUGGUUUUACCACAUAAGAGGAACAAAGUGGGAAAAACAAGAGUCCAUUUAAAAUGCUAACUUUAAAAAAUAAAUAAAUAAAUAAAAUGCUAACUUUA
Messenger RNA from Leptonychotes weddellii (Weddell seal), 1402 nucleotides. Lineage: Eukaryota; Metazoa; Chordata; Mammalia; Carnivora; Phocidae. The record is from RefSeq and is a predicted model, not a curated record.